Paralichthys olivaceus (Japanese flounder) is the source of this 543-nucleotide messenger RNA. The record is from RefSeq and is a predicted model, not a curated record. NCBI's taxonomy places the organism in Eukaryota, Metazoa, Chordata, Actinopteri, Pleuronectiformes, Paralichthyidae.
AUGCCGCUAUGUCUCAUCUCUGGACAGAGGAAGGAUCUCAUCGGCCUCUACAGCCGCAAAAAGAGGCUGCUCAGGCUAGCAUCGCCGCUUAGCGAGUUCGACUCCAACGGCAGGCUGAAGACCCGGUCCUCGAUUGCUAAUGAGGUGGGAGAAGACACCCGCUGUCCACUGGCCCGCUUUGCUCGUUCAUGGUCCCAGAAUGCACUAUGCACAACUAUCAGAGCUGGCAAUGACAUCACUGACCACAAAGGAAUUCUGAUCAGCCCACGCAGUGCUGAGGAGAUCCUGGCUGAUGAGCUGCCAUUCCCUGAUGCACCUGACGCUAUGGAGAAGACUGCUCUCAGGUUGAGAUGUCUUGUUAAGCAACUGGAGAGGGGGGAGGCAUCUGUGGUGGACCUGAAGAAAAAUCUGGAGUAUGCUGCCUCUGUCCUCGAACAUGUAUACAAUGAGGAAACCAGGCAAGGAGCUUUUAGCUCAGUUUUGUUUUAUAUUAAACCAUACACAAACCAGUAUUCUAAAAAAGGGUGCUUGGUCAUAUUAUAA